This is a messenger RNA of Micropterus salmoides (largemouth bass), 2751 nucleotides long. RefSeq names its product CDK2 associated cullin domain 1 (gene cacul1). The coding region runs from base 321 to 1313 and encodes 330 amino acids. The record is from RefSeq and is a predicted model, not a curated record. Gene Ontology annotation, biological process: ubiquitin-dependent protein catabolic process. Gene Ontology annotation, molecular function: ubiquitin protein ligase binding. The transcript is spliced from 8 exons. Lineage: Eukaryota; Metazoa; Chordata; Actinopteri; Centrarchiformes; Centrarchidae.
UUUUAGCUGGAAUAUCAAGCUAGUCAGUCGCUUCAUUAAUAUUUAACAUUUAGUCAGUUUUACGUGGUCCAGCUGAAUAAGGUUUACAUAAACAAGGCCUAGUAAAUGUCUUGGUUUAGUCAAAGUCUCUUAAACUACAUUUCCCAGUUUUCCCUCAGCUGUCCGGUGAUACGACGUGUCGUAAAAAUUUAGUUAACAACAGCAGAAACCGAGAUGGACAUCACGAAAGACGCUUGACAGUUUCUGACUUUAUCCUUGUUUGUAAUCGAAAAUGUUUAUCUAGUGAGGUCAGGCUUCGGUACACAGGGCUGGGUGUGACAAUGGAGGCUAUGGACGAUGACAGUUUGGACAUAAAAGACGACCAUAACCACAACAUUUGUGUGAGCAGCAGCGGUAAAGUCCGCCCGUAUCUCGGAAGCCAGCUGUCGGAUGCAACUACGGUCCCGCAGCCCGUCUGUUUACCGGUGCCGGCAGGAGAACCGGGAACUCGACGACGGAACGUGUGGUCUGGUAGCACCGGGGGAUCAAAGUUUAUGGACUCGGAUUCAGGCAGUGAAAGCAGCGAAGUCAGCGAGACGGACUGCACGGCUCCGCCAGUCGCUGUCGAGGGAAAAUUCACCCUCGACUCUACUUCCAAGUUCCUUCUCAAUGCAAUGGCUGUAGAGGAGUACCGGAAAAACCACUGGCCAAACCUUGAGAAGGCAAUCGACCGUUUGCUGAUUCAAAAUCCCACAGACCACAUCUCUGUUUCUUAUGCACAGAUAUACAGUUACGUCUACAAGUGUGUUUGUCAGCAACAUUCUGAGCUGCUCUACAAUGAUUUGACAUUAAAAAUAACAAGUCAUCUGCAACAGGUUUCCUCCCAUCUACAAGCCAGCCCACCUGAGAACUUUAUUGAGAACUUCAAUGUUGUGCUGACGCAAUACACGGCAUCUCUUCAAUGUAUAGUUCCUGUAUUUAUGUACUUGAACAAGUUCUACAUCGAGUCAAAACUCAACAGAGACCUAAGAGAGGAUCUGAUGAAGCUGUUUGCUGAUCAUGUCGCAGAAAAACAUGUGAACACACUGAUGCCUCUUCUCAUCAAAGCUCAUUCCAUGCCCUUUCAAGUGCAGCCAUCUACAAUGGCCAGUGUGGUUAAAGGCCUCUACAGCCUCCGACCAGAUUGGGCCCAGUUAGCCCCGGCUCUUUUCUCUGGGUUUAUUCCCCAAAUCAACCCUCCUGCUGUGGAGUCUCUGCUGCCUGACUACGCCGCUCAUGACCAGAAGUUACAGAUGGAGCUCUCCAUGAACGGAUUUCCACGGUCAGUUUUCUGAGGCUUUCACCACUAGUCAGUGAGCGAACUAUACCAUGGUUUUUAACAGGGGCGACCAGUCUCGCAAACGGGCCAGCGAUGACUCCUGAUAGCAGAGCUGCCGUCACCGGAUUUGUUGCAGAACUUUAGCUAUGCCUGCCGCAUCUUUAUCACAAGUUGGCUCACUGCACUAGGUGCAAUGUUGACAAAGUGUCAGUUUCAUCUCUUGUCGACUCAAGGUCACAAAAAACACUGUGAACAACAAAGACAAUAUGAUGUUGAGCUGUUGAGCAGAUACUUAAUCUCACUGCACUAAAGAAAAAAGAAAAAGCACACAGACUUCCAUUAUGGUGCUUUCCUCUGUGUUAUGACGCAUCCAGCUUUAGUAUUUGUGGGAUGCUGCUGUGUACGCAGAGAUGAUUUUCCUCACGCUCUCCUCAUUUGAAGAGUGCCUUCAGUUGUGUCUGUUCUGUAUCCUAACGAGGGAUAGGCUGACGAUGGGUAUUUCAUUCCUUAACCUUUAACAUGGAAGUGUCUUUUUUUUUUUUUGAUAGACUGGGCUAAUCAAGACUUUCUAUUGCUGCUAAUAAUACUGUCCACAUGAUAAUACUACAAAUCCCUUGGCAUCACCCACUGUGUCUGUAACCCGGUGGCUUCACUCAACACAAAUGUGUGUGGAAAGACAUGAGAACAAGAGGGGCUAAGUCAUUGACCUCAAAUAUGAUUCUCUUCUUCGUGUUGCCUUUACUGUGUUGGCAAACCGGACUGUAUUUUCCUGUUACGCCAAAGAGGAUUUGCAGAAGUUGUUUUUUUUGUCUUUUAUAUAUGAUGCAUUGGAUUUGAGUUGACAUUGUUAAUGUUGUAUGCUGUCUGAGUCACUGAGCCAUUUAAUUUUUUUUAUACUAACGAGUUUUGAGCUUUGGUCGAACCAUUUGUUUGUUAGGUUCAGGUCAACUUUAAAUGUCACCUGUCUGUUUUAGCCUUGCAUGUAGGAUUGGCAGGGUUUGCCAUGUAGGACAUUACACUGUUCGUCAGAGAGCUUAGAUAACAAUACAAUGGUGUUGACAAUUUGAUUUCAGUUUGUUUGACAACUUUCCUUUAUCAUCCCUAAACUGUAAAUAUAUUAAACCUGAUGCUUGAUGGAUUAUACAAAAUGAAUGAUAUGCAAUUAUUGUUUGGCCUGAGUCUGGCAUACUCCUGUGUUCAAUGUUCCUAUCAUGUAUAGCCUGUUCAUGAUGUAAAUGUUUUUUUUGUCUUUGCAUAUAGUGGUCAGUGUACACUAAUGUUUGUCACAGAUGCAUUUUUUGUUAAAUGAUCCACUUGACAAGAAGUAUUUGAUACAAGGUCUUACACUGUUUUAAGUGUAAAUGGAUGCUCAGGCUUGCUUUUUGUUUCCAUCUGUGGGUCUAUGAAAUGGUUCUCAUUCUCUUUCAAAUAAACUAAUUUCAUUAAUCAUGGGA